This is a messenger RNA of Cladophialophora carrionii CBS 160.54, 777 nucleotides long. RefSeq lists its product as uncharacterized. The record is from RefSeq and is a predicted model, not a curated record. The transcript is spliced from 2 exons. Bases 1 to 777 code for a protein of 258 amino acids. NCBI's taxonomy places the organism in Eukaryota, Fungi, Ascomycota, Eurotiomycetes, Chaetothyriales, Herpotrichiellaceae.
AUGCCGCCCACGGCUCGACAGCGUAGAAAAGAACGUAACCCGUCCGCAGAAGGCCGUACCGCCAGUCCGCGCCUCAGAGCUCGAGCGAAGGUACCGACACCACCGGCCGACGCAGCCAUGGACGUUUCGUCCCUCGUCGCCGCCUGGCGCAGGCAACCCAUGUGGAUGCUCCUCGCCGUCACGAGCGGCGCCUGCGCGGCGUUCAACGGUGUUUUUGCAAAACUAACCACAACCUCGCUGACCUCGUCGCUGUCCGCCUCGGUGGCCACCUUGCUAGGCCUCUCGCCUGCCAACACCACCGUCGACGUCCUCGUCCGCGGCGCCUUCUUCGGCCUCAACCUCCUGUUCAACGCGCUGAUGUGGGCCCUCUUCACGGCGGCGCUCACCCGCGCCGAAUCCACCACGCGCGUCAGCAUCAUCAAUGUGUCUGCGAAUUUCAUGAUUACCGCACUCUUAGGGUGGAUGGUGUUCGGGGAGCAGUUGCGCGGGAUGUGGUGGGCUGGCGCGGCCAUGUUGGCGGCCGGGAAUGUGGUUAUUGGGCGGAGGGAGGAGGGGAAGAAAUCCGCUGUGGGUGAGGGUAUGGAGCCGACGGCAGCGGGCCAUGGGGAGGCGGAGGGCUUGAUGCGUGGCGAGGAAGACAAUGGACGGGAUGUGGAUGUGGAUUUGGUGGAGUUGGAUGAUGGUGUUGGACGUGGCCGUGAAGAUGGGCUUGAGCCGCAACACGGGGACGAGCAGAGGAGACUGAGAGCUGGUCAAGAAGUGGAUGCACCGAUUUGA